GCUCGCACCAAAUCGACUCAAACCUCCGCGAGCCCUCGGCGUAAACAUGGCGACCCGAGUCCUUCAGAGAGUCGGCAGAGGCCUGAAAGAGACGAAACGCGGGCUUCGGGCGAGCGGACAGCCGACCCUCACCGCGAGGAGCUUGGCGGCUUUCAGAGAAGACAGCUGGUUCAAAUCUCUUUUUGUGAGGAAGGUGGACCCGAGAAAAGAUGCUCACUCUCAUCUGCUGGCCAAGAAGGAGGACAACAAUUUGUACAAGAUCCAGUUUCAUAAUGUGAAGCCCGAGUGCCUGGAAGCCUACAAUGAACUCUGUGAGGGCGUCCUGCCUUCCAUACACGAAGACCCUGAAUACCCGUGUGAGCUGGUGGGCACCUGGAACACCUGGUACGGAGAGCAGGAUCAGGCGGUUCACCUGUGGAGAUAUCGGGGAGGAUACCCGGCUCUCACCGAAGUCAUGAACAAACUCAGGCAGAAUAAGGGGUUCAUGGACUACCGGAGUGAGCGAGGGAAGAUGCUGCUGUCCCGCAGGAACCAGCUGCUGCUGGAGUUCAGCUUCUGGAACGAACCCGCCCCUCGUCCAGGACCCAACAUCUACGAGCUGCGCUCGUACCAACUCAGGCCAGGGACGAUGAUCGAGUGGGGAAACUACUGGGCUCGAGCUAUUGAGAUCCGCCAGCAGAACCAGGAGGCUGUGGGAGGAUUUUUCUCACAGAUCGGAAGUUUGUACACAGUUCAUCACUUAUGGGCUUAUAAAGAUCUGCAGUCGAGAGAAAACAUCCGAAAUGCAGCGUGGCAGCGUGAAGGAUGGGACAAGAUUGUUUACUAUACAGUCCCUCUCAUUCAGCACAUGGAGUCCAGGAUAAUGAUUCCCAUGAAGACCUCGCCCUUGCAGUAACCGGCAGCGCCGCGGGGGGAAGCUGGACGGCCGCUGCUCCCGCUGUGCUGAUCUGUAAAGAGAGAGUAACCAACCAUCCGAGUGCGCACUGCCACGGGCUUCUUUUCCGUUGUUUCUGUUUUAUUUUUCUCUGUUAUUGUUGGUUUCUGUGUGGACUCUCUCGAUGAGGUUAAAUGGGUUUUUCUCCAGAACUCCUCUUGUCGUAGUGUGUUACUGAUCCAUUCAGGGGGAGCGUGUGUGUGUGUGUGUGUGUGUGGGCUUCUUCUAAUUUUCACACACGUCCGUCUAUGAAAUGAGAUGUUUGCCCCCCCCCCCCCAACAUGUUGAACUUCUAAAGUCAUUUAAUGUUUGACUGCAGGUUCAAUGCUGAAAAAAAAAGUCUUAAAUUUCAAUGUUGUUGCUAAAUGGUCUUGCACUAAAAUUCAUAACAGUUACUGACCAGAUGGAGUGAUUUUUUUACUCAUGGGAGGAAGUGGAGAAUGUAAUGAGGAGGAACAUGCUGUUUACAAAGGAUCUGUUAUCAACAGUGAAAGUGAUUGAAACCUGUGUUUCGGGGCGUCAGUCGGACUUUAUGAAGUGUUCAUCCCACUCAUACAUCCAAUGACUGUUUACACGGUUUCAAUGCAGCCAUCAGAUUAUGUAGUAUAGCAAUAAUCAGAUAGCUGGAUACGGUGAUACGUCUAAAAAUGCCGUUAUGAAGAUGCAUAAAGAUUGUUUCCGAUGUUUAACUGACCAGGACUCCAGAUUGAUUUUUCCUAAAAUGCAGCAUUGGGAUGAAUUAAUGUUAGACUUGAUUUCAUUGGCAAUAACUCAUAAAUCCGCCUGCUGUGUUGUGGCUGCUGUGGCCAGCUGACAGCCUGUAUCUCACCUCUGGUCUCUUUAAAUGAUCCAGUUUUAGAUUUCCACAGUGGGUUUGUUGAUGAGGCCAGAGAUUUGGACAAUCUGAAUGUUUGGGCUUUUCUGUCACUGUCUGAUGUUGAUAACUGGAUAGGAAAAAUUUCCUAUUGUGGUGAAUAUGAAAUGCAGUGCUUUAAUGAGGUUAGAUGUACAUAUUUAAUUAAACUUCUGAUGAAAA
Molecule: messenger RNA, 1970 nt
Organism: Salarias fasciatus (jewelled blenny)
Lineage: Eukaryota; Metazoa; Chordata; Actinopteri; Blenniiformes; Blenniidae
Product: protein NipSnap homolog 2
Exons: 10
Coding region: 47-895 (282 amino acids)
Cellular component (GO): mitochondrion
Source: RefSeq, a predicted model, not a curated record